Oncorhynchus masou masou (cherry salmon) is the source of this 4519-nucleotide messenger RNA. It is a transcript of the gene chn2, whose product is annotated as chimerin 2. Gene Ontology annotation, molecular function: GTPase activator activity. The transcript has 13 exons. Gene Ontology annotation, biological process: signal transduction; positive regulation of GTPase activity; regulation of small GTPase mediated signal transduction. Lineage: Eukaryota; Metazoa; Chordata; Actinopteri; Salmoniformes; Salmonidae. The record is from RefSeq and is a predicted model, not a curated record. Bases 483 to 1889 code for a protein of 468 amino acids.
UGAAUACUUCCGCUUUAAGAAGGCGGCUCCGUCUCAGUGUAGUGUGUUUAUACGAUCCCAGAAGUGGCACCACCACAUGGAAAACGAUACUGUGUUUUUAAUUCAACAUGGCGAAAGCAUAUGCCGCUCUUCCAGUGGAUACGUUUGACAAACUUUAAUUGUGUGUAUAGUGGUGCGUUUCGACAAGAUGAUCGAAAGUUGAUAUUGUUCCUGUGAUCCUGUCUGACUAUUUUUACACCGCUGCCAGUGAGUGGAGCUACAGUAAAUGCGGCAACAUACGGCGCGCAGGGAAAGGAACCGAGAGAAGUGAACGCGUGCUGGAACGUUACACAUACAAGAGGAGCAAUUUAGAAAACGGACGUGAAAUAAACAGUGUUAGUUCGUGCCAAAUCAGUGAGUGAGAUGGACGGACUACGGGGAACGGGCUGUGAGCGCACCUCAACCGACGGCGAGUGAACAGACCGAGCCUGAAGCGGAUUGGAAUGGCAGCAUCCAGCAACUCAAGCCUGUCGGGUUCAUCAGUGUCUUCUGAUCCUGAGGAUUACCAACCGCCCAUAUGGAAGUCUUACUUGUACCGGCUCCAGCAGGAAGCUCCUCGGCCCAAGAGGAUGACCUGCCCUAAGGAGAUGGAGACCAGACCCAAAUAUUACGGCAGAGAGUUCCAUGGCAUGCUAUCCAGAGAGUCUGCAGAUGAGCUACUGGGAGGAGCAGAGGGGGCUUACCUUGUCAGAGAGAGCCAGAGACAGCCAGGGACACACACCUUGGCCUUAAGGUUUGGGCACCAGACCCUGAACUACAGACUGUUCUAUGACGGGAAGCACUUUGUGGGGGAGAAGCGCUUUGAGACGGUCCAUGACCUGGUGACGGAUGGCCUCAUCACCCUGUACAUCGAGACCAAGGCAGCAGAGUACAUCGCCAAGAUGACCACCAACCCCAUCUAUGAACACCUGGGCUACACAUCCCUGCUGAAGGACAAGAUGGGGCACCGGCUGAGCCGGAGACGCACUGAACCCCAUAGGGUCACCUUCCAGAGAGAGGACAGGAAGAUCACCACUUCUCCUCUGGUACGGCACAGCACCCUGAAAGACUGCCCCUCCGAGAAGCAGAGCUCCUAUGACAAGAUCCACAACUUCAAGGUUCAUACUUUCCGAGGGCCUCACUGGUGCGAGUAUUGUGCCAACUUCAUGUGGGGCCUCAUAGCCCAAGGGGUCCACUGCUCAGACUGUGGGCUGAACGUACACAAGCAGUGUUCCAAGCUGGUGCCCAGCGACUGUCAGCCAGACCUGCGCAGGAUUAAGAAGGUGUUCAGCUGUGACCUCACUACCCUGGUCAAGGCCCACAACACCACACGGCCCAUGGUGGUGGACAUGUGUAUCAAGGAGAUAGAACUACGAGGUCUGCAGUCUGAGGGCCUCUACAGAGUGUCUGGCUUCUCAGAACACAUUGAGGACGUGAGGCUCGCCUUUGACCGAGAUGGCGAGAAGGCAGACAUCAGUGCCAAUGUGUACAACGACAUCAACAUCAUCGCUGGAGCUCUGAAGCUCUAUCUGAGAGACCUGCCCAUUCCAGUCAUCACAUUCCACGUGUACUCCACAUUCAUACAAGCUGCAAAAAUUCCCAACCCAGACACCAGACUGGAGGCCAUCCACGAGGGGCUGCUGCAGCUCCCGCCAGCCCACUACGAGACCCUACGCUACCUGAUGAUGCAUCUCAAGAAGGUCACCAUGUUUGAAAAGGACAAUUUCAUGAAUUCUGAGAACCUGGGGAUUGUGUUUGGUCCGACGUUAAUGCAGCCGCCUGAACAGAACGCCCUGGCCACUCUGAACGACAUGAGGCAUCAGAAACUCAUCGUACAGCUCCUGAUAGAGCAUGAAGACGUCUUGUUUUGAACGACUGGAGCCCUGUCUGUUGCUGGGCAGGAUGGGCUGGAGCCCUGUCUGUUGCUGGGCAGGAUGGGCUGGAGCCCUGUCUGUUGCUGGGCAGGAUGGGCUGGAGCCCUGUCUGUUGCUGGGCAGGAUGGGCUGGAGCCCUGUCUGUUGCUGGGCAGGAUGGGCUGGAGCCCUGUCUGUUGCUGGGCAGGAUGGGCUGGAGCCCUGUCUGUUGCUGGGCAGGAUGGGCUGGAGCCCUGUCUGUUGCUGGGCAGGAUGGGCUGGAGCCCUGUCUGUUGCUGGGCAGGAUGGGCUGGAGCCCUGUCUGUUGCUGGGCAGGAUGGGCUGGAGCCCUGUCUGUUGCUGGGCAGGAAUAGGAUGUUUGAUUUAUUCCAUACCAGAGGAAUCUCAAGCCAUCAUGUCUGUCAUCAUACGAAGUGUCAAAAUUCCCAAAUGUUUCUAUUGUGGUCAGAUUUGAGCUUCCAUUACUUCUCUCCCAUAAGCAUGAGUGUUGAAGUUGAGUCUGUGGUACGUCAGUCAGCCAUCAUGUCUUGUUACAGUAAGGUCAAAGGUUGUCACAUCCUGCCAUAUUCUCCUUAAGAGGAACAAGGUACUGGAUACAUCCCAAAUGGCACCCUAUUUUCAUUACUUCUGAACAUGCCCCAUAGGGCUCUGGUUAACAGUAGUGCACACUAUAUAGUGAGUAGGGUGCCAUUUUAGAAAAAGCCAUUGAUUCCAACAUUUUCACACACCUUUCAUGGCGUCAAGUAGCCUAGCGGUAAGUGUUGGGCCAGUAAACAAAGGUUGCUUGUUUGAAUACCCUUGCCAACAAGGUUAAAAAUCAGUCAAUGUGCCUUUUGAGCAAGGCACUUAACCCUAAUUUGCUCCAGGGUCGCUGUACUACCAUGGCUGACCCUAUAAAACAACACAUUUAACUGCCCCUUCCCGGUGUCUGUGACAAACAUGUUUCCAUAAAUCUAGCAUCAUCACACUAACACAUUCUUCUUGGUUGAUGUCUGUCUGUAUAGUGAUUGUCUGCUCAAGUGUGUUCGUUUUGUGAUUAUUGGUCAAUGAGUCUCAUGACUCAGUAACUGUGUGAUCCUGUAGGGUGAGAUAUGGAUGGAUGGUCUAUGUAUGAAGCACUGUGCUGAUCAAUUUAUUUUGUGAAGAUUUCUUUAUGCUUUCAGCAUCAUGUGCUUUUUUCCCCCUGAAACUGAUAGGUUGUCAAGGAUCUGCGAUGUGUUCCAUUGUCAAAAGACAACAAAACCCUAAAGGAAUUGGUAAACAGAGCAGGUUAAACUUGUAAGGAAAUGCUUAGAAACACAUUUUGAGUGGCACGGUUGAAGUUCCAUCUGCAACUGUUUGCUGGUACUAUAAAAAUAGGCUGAGUUAUAGUGUAUGGUUUGGGUGAAAUGUGUGUGAGCCUAAAUGUUUACCGAACUUUUGAAUCAAACUUCUCAUUCGUUUAAAUUGACACAUGGAAUGGGUAAAGUAAUUAAUAUAAUAUAUAUAUAUUAAUAUUCAUACUUUAGUGGAAUACCAUGGGGUAAUAUAUGUAUAUACAUAUACACACACUGAACAAAAAUAUUAACGCAGCAUACAACAAUUUCAACAGAAUUGACUGAGUUACAGUGCAAAUAAGGAAAUCAGUCGCAAUAACUGAAUUAAGCCCUUAUCUAUGGAUUUCAUAAGACUGGGUGGGCCUAUGUCCUCCCAGGCCUACCCAUGGGUGCUCCCCUGCCCAAUCAGAAUGAGUUUUUUCCCCACACAUGGGCUUUAUUACAGACAGAAAGACUCCUCAGUUCUAUCAGCUGUCCGGGUGGAUGGUCUCUGACGAUCCCGCAGGUGAAGAAGCCGGAUGUGGAGGUCCUGGGCUGGCAUGGUUACACGUGGUUGUGAGGCCAGUUGGAUAUACUGCCAAAUUUUCUCUAAAAUUAUGCCUGCUUAUGGUAGAGAAAUGAACAUUCAAUUCUCUGGUGGACAUUCCUGCAGUCAGCUUGCUAAUUGCACGCUCCCUCAAAACUUGAGAUAUCUGUGGCAUUGUGUUGUGACAAAACUGCACAUUUUAGAGUGAACUUUUAUAGUCCCCAGCACAAGGUGCACCUGUGUAAUGAUCAUGCUGUUUCACCAGCUUCUUGAUAUGCCACACCUGUCUGGUGGUUGGAUUAUCCUGGCAAAGGAAAAAUACUCACAGGGAUGUAAAUAAAUGUGUGCACAACAUUUGAGAGAAAUAAGCUUUUUGUGUGUAUGGAACAUUUCUGGGAUCUUAUUUCAGCUAAUGAAACCAACACUUUACAUGUUGCGUUUAUAUUUUUGUUCAGUAAUAGCUACUCGUAGACUGCCAAACAUCUAGUAUGGGUAAGGACUCGACCUCGUAGUGUUCUGCCACUAUUUGACACAUACUAAAGUCAGGAAACAUGAUGUGUAAAUGUUCAGACUAUAAAACUGCCUGGAGCAGCUAUAGGUGAUGUGGAUCUCGCCUUCUCCAAACAACGUCAUGGCGACAGAGUUUACACAUUCCCUGUUUUCCAUUAUUGAUAAUAAUUGAAAUCCUUUCUACGAAUUCAUUUUAUUAAAAGUAUUUUUGUGAUGGGUGCAAUUAAGAUUGUAAUUUAUCAAAUGCUGAUUUAUUAAAAGGAUGUAAAAUGACA